AUGGACAGGCUGGCCUCAGCGCUGCUCACGCUGGCGCCGUCGCGCUUCCCGGACCUUGCGCACGAUCUUGUGCGUCUUCAUGUCUCUGUGAAGUCCCCGUCUAGGAGGGUGCAGCCGCAGACGCCUUCUUCGCAUGAAGCUGCGGAGGUACUAACGGCGCUGCUCUCUGAUUCACGGCUGGGCCAUUAUAUGAAGGACCUGUCUGUUGCGCCGGUUCGGUUUUCGACGGAGGAGACCCUUGCAGGUGCCACCGUGGUCACCCUUCAUGCUCUGGCAAUCAUGGCUUCGGCGUUCGAGGCGAGUUUGCUUACCUUUCACAGAAUCGCCGCGGCACUGGGGCAGGAAUCCAAGACUGUUCCACCUGAACAGACGGAGCGCAGCGUGCGCGGGCAGAACGAAGGUGACCAGGAGACUCCGCAGGCGGCGGCGGCGUGGCGUUACGAGAGGGUCGGUGCUUACAGCCACCUUCUUACCCAACUCCUGCACAGGCUCACAGAAGAGCUGGCGCUUGUGUCCCAGCCAUCAUUUCCUGUGUCACAUGCGACCGGCGCUCGACUCGACCUGCUUUUGCUUGCCGUGUUCUCGUUGAUGAAGUCUGCGGAGGAGUGCGCGUACAACGCCGGCAAGCCGUCGCCAGCAGACGGAGCAGCGACAGCGAGUGUAGACGACUUCCGUGCCGAGGGCGUGUCAGAUCAGUUGCAGCACCUGUGUCUCCAGGUAAGUAUGCUGUGCUCUCGAUGGUCUUCGGCGGCGGCGAGGACGCGGGAAACUCCUGGGUCGCAGCUGGGGCACUUCUACGGCACUUCCUCCUUCUCGCUUGUCGCAGGCCAGGCAAAGAAACUGCAGAUGCGGAUGCGUGUACGGAGCCCUGCGUCGUCGUUGGCGGGGUGUGUGCCGGCGCUGAAAAGCAUGAUACUCGUCUAUUACGUUUCCGUCCUGCGGCAUGCGAUUGCAGUGGACAGUGCCGCAGUGAAUGCUGCUUGCAGAGACGCGGCCCCGAGCGCGAACGCGGAAAGGGCGGGCGCACAGCUGGAAGGUGGCGCGACCCCGUUGCUGUAUCUCACGGGGGACGAGAGGGUGCAGCUGGCAAAGGACGUGGAGAUGUUGUGGGGGGAGAUCAAGCCACGGCGAGUCCUCUCACCCGCGGAGGUAAGCCAGCUGCAACAUCGCACCGUGCAUACGGCGCUGAAUGUCAGUUUGGCAACGUGGUGGAAGACCGCUGCUGGCACGGCUGCAUCCGCGUCUUCUUCUACGCCUUACUGGAACCAGAUGCCACAGCACAUCACAGCUCUCCUGUGCAGCUACAACUCCCUCUUGAUGGAGUGCAGGGGCGCCCUUCCUGUCUUUGCCGCCCGCAGUGCCUUUGAAACGGCCGCAUUGCCUUCGUCGAGCGCAACGGCAUUCUCUGUGUCGCCGGAUCUCUCGUGGUAUGUGCCCUUUUACAGUCGCCUUCUUCGCGUUGGCCUGGACAUGCAGCUGGAGGCGACCCUCUUUGCUGCGCUUCAUCUCGGUAUCGAGCCACGCGCGCCUCCCACCCCGGCCACCCCAAUUGCGAAGUGGAUCGAGUCGCGUCACGUACAGCGUCUUCGACGCCGCGGUGCAUCUGGUGGCGCCACAACGAAAGUGAAGCCAAGCGAGACUGCCGCGGCUGACGCAUCUUGGGCUCGAGUUUACCGAUUAUGCGGCGGCCUGCGUGUCGCCGCAACGGAGCUGCUCUACUGCGCCAUCACAGAGGUGUGCUCCGGGGUUGCAGAGAAGCCGCUGUCAAGGGAGGACAGCGGAUCUUUGAGCCCUCCAAAUCGACCAUCGUGGCCGCAGCGAGGCUCCUUGUCUCCCGCCCCCAGCACCAACACCCGCGACAGCAGCAGCGCCUCACCUCUGGCGGCGGCGCUCGUGAACGCUGUUUCCCGCACGUUCUUUGCUGUUCCUCGUAUGCAAUAUCUUUUCGCGCACUACACGGACGCCGCGUACACGGACCGGGCUUCCGAGGAGGAGUGCCGCCGAGUGUAUGCCGCGUGCCUUGGUGUGCUGGUAUGGCUGCGUGAGCUAGCGGCCCCUUUCGGCGUCCGUUUCGGGGAGUCUCAGGUGGCGCCAUUGAUGCCGCACUCGUUGGACGCCGUUCAGGGUGCACUGCCACCGCGAAAGCCUUGGAGGGAAGAGUGGCAGGUCUGCGGCACCACGUCGGCCAUCGCCAUGGAUGGCGCCUUCUUUUUUGCCUACUACCUCUACCACUGUCCGGGAGGAACGGGACGCCACGCCGCAGUGUCCUCUGACCGUGGCACCGAGAGCGAGCGGACAGCACUCGACGUCGCGCUGGCCUCCGACGGUGUCGUGGGUGGGAUGCCGUGCCCUUCCGUCUCUCAUGUUCUCACUGGCGCCACAGCGUUGGAGUACACGAAGGAGGUGCUGUUCCAGCUGCAGCACGACACGGCACGCCAGCUGCAGCACCUGCGCGCGACAAACCGUCUCCACCACUUCAGCGGAGAGCUGCAGGGCAAGACGAAGCUCCUCGAAGACUCAACUCUGCGUCAGCGCCACGUCACGUCGACGUUAUCUGUGGUGCAGGCGCACCGCAAGCAGCCAACACUGCUGUGGAUGCCUUUGGCUCAGGUGCAGGAGAUGGUUUUUCUGUUUGACCAAUACCCGCAGCUGUUUCGGUACAUCGAUUCCGAACGCGGCCUCAGCACUCGCGGUGAUACCGAGGAGAAACCUGACGGCGAAGUGGAGUCUAGUGAUGGAACACGCGAAUACCCGAAAGUGCAUGUCGGCGACAUCACGUGCACUUUUUCUCGUGUGCACGGGUACCUUGUGAAGCGCUUGCACGUCUUGAGCGGCAUUCUGCGCGAGUACCGGAGCAUCCUGCUGGAGUCGGCCCCGCAUGACGCAAUCGAUUUUCGUGGAAUCAGCGACGACCCUUCUGCGUCAGUGCCGACGCCGACGAAGUCCUCCUUCCGAGGCUGGCUUCUUGACAACGCCAGAUGCUCCCCACAGCUGGAGGUGCACCGCCGCAACAAUUACGGAUGGGCGCAUGUGUGGGCGAUGCAGCUGCACGAGGAGUUCCCUCGACUACCGGCACAGAUGGAGGGCGCGCCGCGGUGGGCCAGCGGUGUUGUGCGCACGCUGGACAGGAUGGAGCGAACGAUGCACGACACGCACCAGAAGGGUCUCUUUAUCAAUGUAGUCAAGACACAGCAGCAGUACCGUGAGCUGCAGCGCGCACGGUCAGGGGCGCCUUCGCCCAGGUCCGCCGAGGAGGCCGCUCGGGUGGAUGCAACGGAACACAGGUGCAUUGGGGAGCCGCAGGUGUGUGACCUGGUAGUGCAGCGAGACUCUGAGCGCACUCCCCUCGGAUUGGUUGUCGACGGCGCCGCGCGAAUCCUGCGUGUGCAGAUGAAGGUGGCUAGACCAGCAGCAGUGGCUGAUGGCAGUGGUGAAGUCGAAGGGGAUCUGCUGGAGUCUCCCUUUGCUCGUGCACUAGCGCAGCAGCAGGAGGGGCAGAACCUGCUUGGCACAUCGAACCGUGCCGGUGUUUUUGCCGAUGUUGUGGGUUGGCGUGUUUUGCGGGUCAAUGGAAACGCUGUGCGCACAGGCCUUGAUGUGGCUGCGCAGGUGCGAGACAAAAUCGAGUUCACCGUCACGCUGCAACCCUGCUCACGAUCUGAGUGA
Messenger RNA from Leishmania mexicana MHOM/GT/2001/U1103, 3666 nucleotides. RefSeq lists its product as hypothetical. The coding region runs from base 1 to 3666 and encodes 1221 amino acids. The transcript has a single exon. The record is from RefSeq and is a predicted model, not a curated record. NCBI's taxonomy places the organism in Eukaryota, Euglenozoa, Kinetoplastea, Trypanosomatida, Trypanosomatidae.